Molecule: messenger RNA, 2715 nt
Organism: Saccostrea cuccullata (small rock oyster)
Lineage: Eukaryota; Metazoa; Mollusca; Bivalvia; Ostreida; Ostreidae
Product: TNF receptor-associated factor 2-like
Exons: 10
Coding region: 182-1789 (535 amino acids)
Biological process (GO): protein K63-linked ubiquitination; tumor necrosis factor-mediated signaling pathway; regulation of apoptotic process
Cellular component (GO): cytoplasmic side of plasma membrane
Molecular function (GO): zinc ion binding; tumor necrosis factor receptor binding
Source: RefSeq, a predicted model, not a curated record
CCAAGGGUAAAUAUGAUUUCCUUCAAAUCGUUCAAUGUAGAAAAUGGAAUUUACAAAUUAUUCGAUUUUUGAGAAACUUCAGUUGCAUAUUAUGGAAAACUGGAAUUCUGUUGAUAAACUUGUGACGCGUGUUAUGUUUCCAUAUGUCGUCAGGAAAUGAAAGUUUACCAAGGGUACUAAGAUGGCAUCUCCACAAGUAAUAGGAGGCUACCCAGUAGAAAUCUUUACCAAUGAAAACUUUGACAGAAAAUUUUUAUGCAACCAUUGUUCAUUAAUUUUGAGAGACCCUGUACAGAGCUACUGUGGUCACAGAUUUUGUCGCUCUUGUAUGGAAAGCAUCAUCAGAUCUAAUGAGCAAGUAAGAUGUCAGUCCUGUAUAGAAGAAGGAACAAUGGAUGAAGAAUAUAGUAUACUGAAAAUGGAUCAGAUGUUUCCUGACAAUGCUGUACGAAGAGAAAUGGGAGCCAUGCCAGCUAAAUGCAUCAACCCAAAAUGUACCUGGAAAGGGACUUUCAAGCAGUAUGAGGGUCAUAUGGCAGAAUGUAAAUUUAAGCCAGUUCCCUGUCAGCAGUGUGGAAUGCCUAUAGAACCCCAGGCUCUGCAGGAUCACAUGACUAAGGAGUGUCCAAAACGGAGGGUGCCCUGUAAAUACUGUCAGACCGAGAUCACAAUGGAGGACAUGGAGAAACAUAAUUUGGAAUGUCCAAAAUUCCCAAUCAAAUGUGACUCUUGUGGCAAGAAAAAAAUACAAAGGGACAAGAUGCAGCAUCACAUAGAUAAAGAGUGCUCAAAUCAGAAAGUUCCCUGCCUUCAGGAGUGUGGUGAUAUCAGCAGAGACAAGUUUGUUGAACAUCUGGAUAGGAAGCCUGGAAUACACAUACAGGCCCUGAUAGAUGGACUGCGGGAUUGUACGACAAGACUGCAGUCUGUGGUGGUCCAGGGGGACCUGGGUCAAUUUGUUUCACACAUAACUGAACUCAAACAGAAAGUACAACAACAGGAUCAGCAGAUUCAGGCCAUACAGACCUCAGGUCCAGCAGGUGGGGGGAUCGCUGGGGACGGGGAAUCCAAUGUGGUGAGGUCAAAAGUUCAGGCUCUCGAGUUAAAAACAGGGACAUUUGAAGGCAUUGUCACAACUCUACAUAGAGAAAUUGAACGUUGCAUAACAGCAAUAGAAAAUGUUGAGAGGAACAGACAAGGAGACAAACAAAUGAUAGAGAAUCAAGAAAAGAAAAUAAGGGCCUUGGAAAGGAACAUUUCACUCAAGGAUGUUGCUCUAGCAGAACAGGAACUAAGAAUUAAAACAUUAGAAUUGACAACAUAUGAUGGGACACUAAUCUGGAAGAUCUCUGAGUGGGGAAAGCGUCGAUCUGAGGCCCAGAGUAACCAGGUCACGAGUUUAUACUCCCCCAUCUUCUACACCAACAAGAAUGGCUACAAGAUGUGUGCCAGACUGUAUCCCAAUGGAGACGGAAUGGGGAAGAACACACACAUGUCCAUCUUCUUUGUUGUCAUGAGAGGUAACUUUGAUGCCCUGCUAAUGUGGCCAUUCUCUUACCGUGUGACUUUCAUGCUCUUGGAUCAAAACAACAAGGAGCAUCAAGUGGACUCUUUUCGUCCUGAUCCCAACAGCAGUUCCUUUAAACGACCCACGACAGAAAUGAACAUCGCUAGUGGCUGCCCCCUCUUUAUUCCCCUCUCAAAAUUGGACGAUCCAAGUCUAGCUUAUGUCAAGGAUGACACUAUGUUUAUCAAACUGGUAGUAGACGUCCAAGAACCACGCAGAUAAUCCAUUAGUAUAAAAAAUUUUAAAAUUGCUUCAAGAUCACAGCAACACUAGCCAGCUCAGAGCUCAUCCCAAGCUCUGAGACCAACUGGCAUUAGGGCUGGCCAUGAACUGAGAGAUUGAUAAUACACUACCCACCAUAAAUAAUUUUCCCCAUUAUUCUUGAAAGAAAAAUAUCUGUAGAUAUGCCUGUCAGAAAAAAAAUUAUCUGUAUAUAGUCUAAUCCUUUGCUUAAAAUAUUUACUGCUUGAUCAAGAUACUGUGAUGAUGAAAGAAAGACCAAUCAUCAGUACAAAGUGUCCCCUUAGUAUACAAAACACUAAUUUAGAGAAUCUAUGUACUGUCCCCUACUUAAUGAAGACAGAACAUGCACAGAUCUAGUGGAGGAAGUUGGUGGGAGGGGACUUUUAACCCCUUACAUAGCAUAUACGCAUUUCUAUGCAUCUGACUUGAAAAACGUGUAUAGUGUGAAAAAACAUUCAUAACUUUGUUAAUACUGCAAAUAUCAGAAUAACUUUGUACUGUUGGAAAGAGAAAAUAAUUACAAUGAAAAAAUACGCGGAAUUUUUGUUAUUGAAUGUACCAGUUUUUUUGCUAGCUUGAGUUAAACUUUGCGCACAAUUUGAGCGAUUUUGUCAUUAUCGAAAUCAAUGCAGGGGUAACACAUUAUAUGUAAAAAUCCUAACUUCUGAUGAUUACGUCCCAACCCCGCCCAAUCCCCCCAAAAUACUUAAAAUUGGUUUGUAAAAAAAAAAUGUACAACAUGCUCAUAAUUUUCAACACAACAAUAAAAUAUUUUCUAAUAUAUUUAACUAAGCAAAAAAACUAGAAUGAAACUCAUUCCUGAAUAAAUGGAACUUCAAGCAUGAUUAUGGUGUAUUUAGUUGCCAUGGCAAUUGAAAUGAUAUUUUUAUAACCAUUUUUAGAAA